Messenger RNA from Rotaria socialis, 834 nucleotides. NCBI's taxonomy places the organism in Eukaryota, Metazoa, Rotifera, Eurotatoria, Philodinida, Philodinidae. The record is from the annotation of a GenBank genome assembly.
AUGACUGAUCGAACUACUGAAUAUAUUCUUGUAUCUAGUCGACGAAAAGCAAAAAAACCAAAACAAUAUUAUUAUAAUGAAGAUAGCGAUAACGAUGAUGAGGAUGAUGAGGAUGAUAAUGAUUCACAAAUAUAUGGUCGAUUAGUUCCAAUCAAACCACGUAAAGAACAACGUAUUAAAUAUAUUUCGAAUGAUGAAAUUUUUCCUGAUUAUCGAAAGCAUAGAAGUGAACCUAAGUUACAAAUGCGAAAAAAAACUAAUGGCGAUCGAAUUCUCACUGAUGACGAUGAUAACAUAAUAAAAGUAAUACGACAUACUCAUACACCAAGUGCAUCACCUGUUGAACAUCGACGAUUGAAAUUACGUCCUCGUGAAUCGCAACCUAUUUUUUAUGAACCAUCUUCUGGUUAUUUAGUUUCGCGACCAUCAAAGAAAAAUAUUUUACAGACUAAAAGGACGCAAAUUGAUUAUGCUGAUGAUGAACCAACAAAAAUAAUGAAAAAAGUUAUUAUUGAUCCACGAACAGGUUAUCAGGAAACAAUCUAUGAAAAAGAUCAACCUAAAAAACAACGAAAAUAUUAUUUACGACCACGUCCAACUGUAGUUUUCAACGAUUCCGACGAUGAAGAUGAGCAACAACAAAUGCAAUAUGUAAAAUUAAUAAAGCAUCGAUCUAUUUCAGAAGAUGUAUUAUCAAGACGUGAUCCAUCACCAAAAUAUAUUAUGAUUAAAAAAAAGUCUAAUUCCCAACCAGUUUAUACUUUAACAUCAAAAAUGCCAGCCAUAAAAAACAGUCGUCGAGUUGUAUAUGAAGCAUCAACUAAAAAUCACUAA